Messenger RNA from Zea mays, 695 nucleotides. RefSeq lists its product as uncharacterized. Lineage: Eukaryota; Viridiplantae; Streptophyta; Magnoliopsida; Poales; Poaceae. Bases 1 to 606 code for a protein of 201 amino acids. The transcript has 4 exons. The record is from RefSeq and is a predicted model, not a curated record.
AUGGCGCCGGUUGCCGCGCCUCUCCCUCUCCCGGCGUCCUCCCUCUCUUCUCUCUAUUUAAGCUCGACACCGCCGGAGACCUCGACGUCGUUCCCCGUCCUCCCCUUGAGCGCCGUCGACCUUUCCCCGCGUCGGCGACCUCCUCUGCUGCCUUGGCCGAGCCCUGCCCGACGAACUCGACCGCGGCUGACCCCUGCCGGUCCUCUGCUCGUCGUCGCCUCUGUUCCUUGUCGCCGGCAAGCAGCUCGUCGUGACGCCCGUGGCCGCCUCGACGUCAUCCCCUGCUCCGUUCGACGACCCGAGGCCGUCCCUGCCUCCCCUGGGCCUUCGUGCUCGUGCUGUGCCGUGUCACGCGCCAAAGCCGUCUGGUUGUCCCUUCUUCGUGCCCAAAGCCCCACGGUCGUGGCUCCCUGCUUCUCUGAAACUGAUUGUGUGGUAGAGGACCCAAAUACGUUUGAAGACGACACGCAGGACGAUUUUGUGCAAGAAACUGAUUGUGUGGUAGAGGACCCAAAUACGUUUGAAGACGACACGCAGGACGAUUUUGUGCAAGGCAAGUGGAUUCUCCCUCUGCAUAUUCUGUUUGUACCUACUCAUUGCAUAUAACAAUGUUUACUUUUCGAUAUAUUGCAUAAUUUGAUGGGCUUACCUAAUUAAGGAUUUCCUAGAUUUACUACCUGUAUUCCUUGUUUAAC